This is a messenger RNA of Triticum dicoccoides, 2080 nucleotides long. RefSeq names its product putative F-box/LRR-repeat protein At3g58880. Gene Ontology annotation, molecular function: protein binding. The transcript is spliced from 3 exons. The coding region runs from base 286 to 1827 and encodes 513 amino acids. NCBI's taxonomy places the organism in Eukaryota, Viridiplantae, Streptophyta, Magnoliopsida, Poales, Poaceae. The record is from RefSeq and is a predicted model, not a curated record.
GCGGCGUUGGAGUAGCUCACGGCGGCGCCAUGGGAGCCUGCUCGGAAGAGUUUGCCGAAGAAAACGAUUGGAGAAGGAGCCAUGCGAGUGGAUAAUGCAGCGCUGCGUGAUGGACCAGACCGGCCGAAGUUUGGGCCGGCGCACCGACCACAAGCGAUUCCCUUUUUCUUUCUCUCAAAAAUAUAAUUCCCCCUUUUCUUCCGCCGCUCCUGCUCCGCUCCACUCCACAGACAGCACGCCCCGCUCCAAACCCUCGUCCCCACCGCGGCGCUUCCGGCGACGGCCAUGGGCACCCGGGUGCCGCCCGUUCCCAUGGAUCCCGCGGCCGCGGCGAAGUCCCGCCGCGACCGCCAUGACCCGGACGAGAUGGAGGGCCUCUUCUCCCGCAUGCUCUCCCGGACCCGCAACGUCCUCCCAGACCCGCCCGUCUCCGUCGACGGCCGCCUCUUCGCUCACCUCCCCCACGACUUCGUCGACUGCAUCAGCCGCCUCCCCGACGUGCUCCUCGGCAACAUCGUCUCCCGCCUCCCAGUCAAGGAAGCCGCGCGCACGGCCGCGCUCUCCCGGCGCUGGCGUGGGGUCUGGCGCUCCACCCCGCUCGUCCUCGUCGACUCUCACAUCCUCCCCGCAGACGCAGGCACCGCGGUCGCGCGCGCCGACGCGCGGCGCAUCACCUCCGCCGUCUCCCGCAUCCUCGCCGCGCACCCGGGUCCCUUUCGCUGCGUCCACCUCACCAGCAGCUACAUGGAAGAGUUCGAUGGCCUGCUCAGGCGCUGGCUCCAGAUCCUCGCCGACAAGGGCAUCGAGGAACUCAUCCUCAUCAACCGCCCAAUGCCGCUCGGCUGCCUUCUCCGCUCCACGUUCUUUCUCCCCUCCACGUUCUUAGGCAUGACCACCCUCACCUGUCUCUACCUCGGCCUCUGGAAGUUCCCCGACACGACCGGCGUCAAGCGCGUCACCUUUUUCCCUAACCUCCGUGAGCUUGGGCUCUGCACCGUCCUCAUGGAGAGCAAGGAUUUGGACUUCAUCCUCGACAGGAGCCCCGUGCUUGAGACGCUCUGUGUGGAAAGCAAUAUUUUCAAGCUUGGCCUUCGCCUUGUCAGCCAAAGCAUCCGGUGCGUGAAGAUCAUCCUGUCCUUCUUUGAGGAAAUCGCUGUGGUGGACGCCCCAUGCCUGGAGCGACUCAUCCUAUCAGGAGGUUGGACCAAAGACGGUGUCUGUACCAAGGUGAAGAUCGGCCAUGCCCCCAAGUUGCACUCGCUUGGAUACUUGGAUUCAGAAAAUCAUGUCCUAGAGUUCGGCAACACUGUCAUCAAGGCUGGGACAAAGACGAGCCCAAGCACCAUGGUACCAAGUGUGAGGAUCCUGGCUUUGGAGGUGCGUUGUGGAGUCCGCAGUUAUGCCAAGAUGAUCCCGACUGUCCUCAGAUGCUUUCCGAAUGUUGAGACGCUCCACAUCAUGUCUGGAGAAACUGGUCAACCCUCUGGCAAGCACAACCUUGAGUUCUGGAAUGAGUCUGGUACCAUAAAAUGCAUCCGCUCAUGCAUCAAGCUGCUGGUUUUCCAUGAUUUCCGAGGGGAUCGAAGUGAGCUUGCUUUCCUCAAGUUUUUCUUUAAGAGUGCGUUGGUGCUGGAGGAGGCGUUGAUAGUGAUGGCAAAUGGAAGUUUCACUUCGAUGGAGGAUAUGCUUUCCAAAGUGAAGCCUCUGGGAUCCAUGAAACGGGCCAGUUCAGACUCCACAAUCACGAUUAAUCCCCAAGGAGGUAGCAUUUGGAACUUCAAGAAAGCAUCCGACUUUUCUCUUUGCGACCCUUUCGCGAACGACUGAAGUCAAAGAUGCAUGUUUAUUUCAUGGUCACUAGCUCUGGAAAUUGUUGUGUUCUGUGGUCAUAUCAUGGACAUGCACUGUUUUCAGCUUUUCGAUGAUCCGCCUGACUCUUGUUUCUACAAACAUGAUUAGCUUAAGUGUUGAAGUUAGUGCUACUAUCUUCAAUGAUGCAAAUGACUAUCAUUAUGUGGUAAUUGCAGAGCACCUAUUGUACUCAUGUUAAUUGUGAUUUCAUUAGCUAGAUUUGAGCUCC